UCAGUUACGUGUAGCUAUGGAAAACAACCCAAAAUAAUUUUGGGGACACAGAAUUGGUAUCCUACAAUAGAGGAAGGACGAUAAGGUGGGUUAAUCACAGUCAGGAUUGGAGAGUGAGCAAUUUAAAUGAUCUCAUGUUCUCAAAUAACGUACGACAAUUUGAAUGACAGCCCACGUUUUUAUGAUGCUCAGUUCAGCUUCAGAUCAUUCUUAGAGGUUCACAGAAAAAACUAUGGGGGGAGAAAAGCAAGUCACCAAAAUGGUGGUGAAGCUGAAUCUUCAGUGCUGCAAAUGCUACAAGAAGGUCAAAAAAAUACUCUGUAAAAUCCCUCAAAUACACGACCAGGUAUACGAUGAGAAGAAUGACACAGUCACAAUCAAAGUGUUAUGUUGCAGUCCUGAAAAGAUCAAGGAAAAGAUUAUCUGCAAAGGCGGUGGCUGUAUUACAAGCAUCGAGAUCAAAGUUCCUGACGUAGAAACAAAGCCUGAUCCAAAGCCUGAUCCAAAGCCUGAUCCUCCUCCUCCUCCGCCAGUGUCAGUUGCGAUCGGAGUAUGUAUUCAGCAAAGUAACAUUUGGUAUCCUGGUGGGCCAUGCUGUCACUGCCCUGGUUGGCCACCAGCAUGUUACGAAUGCCACGGAUAUUGUGGAAAGCCAGUUGAUAGCUGUGGCUGUGGAAGGAAUUGUUAUCCGAGCCACUGUGAUACCCAAGGAUGCACCUUCAUGUAGAUAUUUAAAUUUUGUUACCUUCACAAGAUAUUUUCUUCUUAAUUACCACUUAUAUACGCAAGUGGUGGAACGUCUGUUAUUAUUAUUACAUGAAGUGCAACACUUAUUGUAAUAAAUAAAUAAAUAAAUAAUAAAUAAGUGAAGGUUUCAUCAAUCAUUGCUCAAUUUGUAUUUGUGGUGUGUACAUUUGCUUUUCUUCCAUUUUGUAUACUAAUACUAUAUAAUAUAUAUUUUAACGAAGCUCCUUACAGAA
Molecule: messenger RNA, 980 nt
Organism: Ziziphus jujuba (common jujube)
Lineage: Eukaryota; Viridiplantae; Streptophyta; Magnoliopsida; Rosales; Rhamnaceae
Product: protein PYRICULARIA ORYZAE RESISTANCE 21-like
Exons: 4
Coding region: 233-727 (164 amino acids)
Molecular function (GO): metal ion binding
Source: RefSeq, a predicted model, not a curated record